GCAGCAGUCGCCGCACUGCCGGCGCUUGGAGUGCACCCAGGCUGCUGCAGGGUGCUGGAGAGGCUCCAGGCAGCAGCCGUGUCAGCGGCACCCAGUGCGCCCCGCUGCACCCGACGCUGCGGGGGCUCGGCCACCGAAGAGGAGGCGGGGUGCCACUGCCCUCGCCGCCCCCCAGACAUGGUGGGGCACCUGCACCUGCAGGGCAUGGAUGACAGCCUCAAGGACAAGAGCCGUGACGGCUUGCUGGACAGUCCCGACUCGGGGCUGCCCCCCAGCCCCAGCCCUCCCUUCUACUCCCUGUCUCCGGGGCUGGCUGGACCGGGCACCGACCAGCUGGGCCAUGGGCACAGGAAGGAGGCUAAGGAAGGCCGAGUGAUCCCCUACCUACUUCUGAACUCCUCCGUGCCAGAGAUGAGGCCUCGAAUGUACCCAGUGUUUUUUGGAGAAAGCAUUGAGGUCAACCCUGAACCCGUACAGGAAAUCAGGUGCAACUCCGAGGUGAAAUACGACUCCGAGAAGCACUACAGGGAUGACAUCUUCUACAGCCCCAUCCCCACCGUCACCACCUACAGCGAGACGGUCAUCGCCGCCCCCAACUGCACCUGGAGGAACUACAAGUCCCAGCUGAACUUCGAGCCCCGGCAGAAGCCUCUGCGGUUCCAGAGCACGACCAUCAUCUUCCCCAAGCGCGCCAAGAACAUUUACCGGACCACCCUCAACUACAGCCUGGGCUGUGCCAAGCGGUGGUUUGCCUCCAGCGUGCAGCUGGAGCUCUACGAGGAAACGAGCCCUUGUGUCAUCUACAGCGAGAGCCUUUAAUCCGCCAGUGGGGAGCUGUGACCGCAGCGAGGCCACGUCCUUCCCUGGGAUCUCCUCGGACAGACAGGCUUGGCUCAGAGCCCUCCCCGAUGGCACUCGAGUACAGGUGGCGAGGGCCGUAUGGUCUCGGACAAGUGCAAACGGCUCUGGGAGGGGGCUUCCACGGGCGCUCUCUCCAUCCUGCCACCCGUGAACAGCUGGCUUUCGUUUUGUGACACUGUUGACGUUCAUGCUCUGGAUUUUUAUUUUCUAUUUUUUUUUUUUUAAGCCUUUCUAUUUUGAAUAGCAUUUAUGUGAAAGCAGAUAAUCGAGGGCCCCUAAUUUACGCAGUUGCCAAAUGUUAUAGUGCUGCUUCCUAGCUCCAUGAGUUUUUCGCUGGCGCCUAGGUGAAACUCGGCAUCGCCGCUUCGGUGCGAUCGGAGAAAAUCAGAGUUGCCCUCCAGCCUUCACAGUUGUCUCCCAGCUGCUUCUCUAAGAGCUCAAACCCGGGGGAGGUUGUCAUUGCUUUGAUAGGUCGGCAUAAAACAUCCAUCCUGUUCUAAACCCCUUUCUGGAUAACGGCUGCAAUACUGUAUCACUGCAAUGACCUUGACUUUAACUUAUUUCUUCCUUAUUUUUAUUUUUAAUUAUUGUAAGAAAAGGAGAGACGAUCAUGGAAACGUGGCAUCCACCUUCCUAGCUGGGAAAAGUGCCAAACUCCCAUCUGAGGCCCUUCCUAGGAGUCUGAUGUUUACAUGUCAUAACAAAAUACUGUAUAAUAGGCUUGCAGAGAGCUCUCUCUGCGGGGAGAUUUGCAUCCUAGGGCGGACACCGCCCAAGGGAUAGGGUGAAAAGCUCAUUUUACAGGAAUAAAAGACACACAGGGAGAAAAGACCUCUCUAAAGAUUAUCCAAAUCUUACAUUAGGGUGGUUUAUGACAAUCAUGUUACAUAGGUGUAGGAGCAAGGACAGUUCCUUUAGGACCAAACACGAUGUUUUGUUGUGCGAGACAAUAAAGACGAUAGGAGGAGCCGCACUCUUACACUAGGAAGUGCAGGGUUUCCAAGCUAAAGCUUGGCGAUGCGAUAGAUGUUUCCCAAAGGCAAUGGGGCUGUUCCCCCAGUCAGCUUGCUGACUCUGGUAGCAGUAUGCCAGGACCAUAAGUCACACAAGGACUUCCCCUCCCUCUCUCCACCUCCCUGUCCCCGUCCACUCUUGUCCAAGUUGAUGGUUUACCCUUUGGGUGAAUUGGUUGGCUACAGCUGCAUUAAAUGCCAGGAUGUGCAACAUUAACAAAUCACGGACUUGCCAGUACCCGCUUGAAGCCCCCAACCCAACCAGCCCCUGUAGCACGCAGGAUCUUUGAGAGCAGUUGCUAGCAGAUGCCAUAAUUGCAUUUGACAGCAUCUCCUUGUCACCACGGCCCUGGGGCAAGCGCUAUUCAACUGCACGGAUGUAACUCUGCUGAAACCACACACACACCCAUACACAGACACACACACACACACACACAGAGCCUCCUUCACGAGGGAUGGAUUUGAUCCCUUCAGUGUUUAUUUUCGAUGGGGUAAAGCUAGGGAUGCUAGAUAAGUUGACGUAGGUAUUUUCGUUCGAAGACAAGCUGGAGAGAGACCACUUUCCCUUGCGUCUGACAACCUGCUUCAUGACUUGAAUUGAUGUUCACGUUGAAAGGGAGCUAGCAAAGAGUAGCAGCCCUUGGGGCUACCGUGUUGUAUAACAAGGCUCUCUUCCCCGCUGUGCUAUUGUGAAUACCGUACAUGCCUUCCCCAUGGCAGCUCUCCUGCGGCGAUCUAGUAUUAGCUGCUUUAGUUUCCCUAGGGAGAUGACAGAUGACAGGGGGGCAGGGACCCUGUGCACGAAAGGAAUUAAGAAAAUCGUGCACACCGCUGUGACCCAGGAUCCUCCACAUCACCACCCUCAACACCUCCUCAAUGCACGUUCAAGGAUAAAGCUCCAUGAAUAGACAGCCUGAAAGAUGGUAUCAAUGCAGAUGGGCAAGAAAGCCGUAGACGAUCCCAAAGCGGUUGCUGCUGUCUGAACACGGGCCGAUACAGCUGGGAUUUUCAAAGGAGCCCAAAGGAACAAGAUGGCUAACUCACUAUAUUUCAGAGAGAUUUAGACACCGAGAGCAAGAUUUUCAAAAUGCACCUCAAAUCCCAUUUUUCAGAAGCAACUUAGGUCCAGACAAUCAAAGGUAUUUAGAAGCCUCAUUCUGAUUGAUUCCAAUCCCCAAAGGUAUCUGAAUGCUUGAGACUUAGGCACCUCGAUUCCUUGGAAAAUCUGGGCCUUGGGAACUUCUGUCUGCAAGUGAGACUGCUUUAAACAACUGCACGUAUGUCCUUGCUAUAGGGGUAACCUGGGUGUCUGGCACCUAGGUUAGUCUAGCACGCGUGUGGGCAGCCAUGGCAGGGUUAGGGACAACCCAUGUGUCCAAACAGCCCAAGCAAACUCUGUUGUGGAGAUGCAUGUUUUAAGUUUUGCAGGAGCUUCCAAACAAGAGAUGGAGGGACAAGUUGACUUAAUGGAUCAGAUGCUGUAGGCCUCGUGAUCUGAAGGGGAACCUGAAAGUCUUUGGAGUCUUGGUCCCUGCGGUGACUGGAAGUCGACUCCUUCCUCCCUACUGAAGGUAGCAGCCAGAUCUACCUAGCCCCUACAAGGCUGCACACAUUUGGACAACUGCCCUGCUUCCCCUUGCUGGUCUUAGGCUGUAAUAGUGCGGUGCAAGGGGAGCAAGGAGCUGCAUUUCAGUCUUCUCUCCUCUUGGUUUCGAGGGACAGCACCGGGGCGUAGGAGAACAAACAGGAUGGGAGUCUCUCUCAACAAGCUGACCCCGCAGAGCCAUGGCUUUGCUUCUAGGACUCCUGCCAGGUGGUCGUAACACAAGUCACACUUCGCUGCAGCUGUGAACAUAAAACUCUGUCCCCAUCAUGGGAUUAAGCCGUUGCACAGGGCACCCAGGCUCUACUGGGUCACAGCCAGCCUGCCUGGGCUUCCUCCUUUUACUUUAUAAGAGAUCUGCUUUGCAACAUAAAUAUGGGGAAGAUAUGGGUGGGAGGGCCUGGGAAGUCACCUAGUCCAACCAGCAAGUGCCAAAUCAACCAUCACGUUUGGCCCUGCACCUGGGUUGCUACCCACUUGUGUCAGUCUCAUAGUUAGAAUGGGGCAGGCUCCUGGGAGCGUUAAUGUUGGGGAAGGAAAGGCACCUUUCCCACCUCUACUGUGCACCCUUCACAACCCCGGUGCCCCCAGCCAGCACCUUGCAGGGCCUGUGCUCCCAAAAGUGGGAGGAAAAGGUGAGGCUGGCUUGCGUGGAAGGGGAAUGCACAUUGCAUGGUCUCCGUGGGUGGUUAAGUGGAUGCACGCCUCUCCCACCUCCUCUCCUGGAGCAUCCCCAUGGCAUUAUCCCCUCCCCUCAGGCACAGAGGCUCCUGGAGCUCCUGGCUGGGUGGUGCAGCUCACCUUGCUGGGCCAGGCAUCGCCCCUCAGGUAUUUAAGAGCACACAGGUCAUGGUUCAUGGGACCGUCCCAGGGAACCAGCCCACCGUGCGGUCUCCUUGCCCUUGCAGAACUCAUUCAAAACCAGGCUUAGGCCUGUCCUGAAUGCAGUUUUCAUUCUGUUUGUCCAAAGCCCAGGCAGGAUCCUCGUCUCAUCAAGGCCCCUGUGAGCCCACACCUGUCGGGCACAAGAGACCCGCAGCAGUAACACACCCCUGAGUUUCAUUGUCCUUCCAGUCCCACCAGCUGAGCUGUUUGCUGUGCAAACACUGAAACCUGCAUUCAGAAGAGAGAGCCUAUUUGAAAGAACUGACUGCACAUGCCCUUGCUUGGAGCUCCAGGGAUUUUCACUACUUAGCUUUUUCUUAAAAAUGUGCUGAGAUGGUUUCUCACCUGGCAAACCUUGUGCCAAGCAGCAUUUGCCUGGGUCCUGCGUGCUGGCGGCUGCAGAACGGUUUGCCUUGCUCAGGUUGACAGCAGAUGGCUCAGAAUUUCAAUUGCAAUUAGACUGGAGGGGGUGACUGAGCAUGCCAGGGAGACUGCACCAUGAAGCCAGCAUCGCUGGGUGCCAAGAGACCCGAAAAAGAAAAUAUGCAGAGUCUCAACUACAGUGCAUUUGAAUGACGAGGCUGCAACAUCAGAGACGAGAUGAACUGGAAGUGAUCCUACAGGUUGGCACAAGUGGAUCUAAAAGUCAAAAGCAAGAACUAUAUAUUGCCAAGUGCCUUAUAAUUGUAGAGGGGUAUUUUAAAUACCUUCCCGCACUUUCUGCCUCCCUGGAUGAGAUGCCUUGCUUCUUUGAAACCUGGCACUGGGAUGGGAGGUUUCCCCUGCAAGAUUAGACACCCUCUGUCUUCUA
This is a messenger RNA of Gavialis gangeticus (Gharial), 5173 nucleotides long. RefSeq names its product refilin A (gene RFLNA). Gene Ontology annotation, cellular component: actin filament bundle. Lineage: Eukaryota; Metazoa; Chordata; Crocodylia; Gavialidae. Gene Ontology annotation, biological process: negative regulation of bone mineralization involved in bone maturation; negative regulation of chondrocyte development; skeletal system morphogenesis. Gene Ontology annotation, molecular function: filamin binding. The transcript is spliced from 4 exons. Bases 178 to 819 code for a protein of 213 amino acids. The record is from RefSeq and is a predicted model, not a curated record.